AUGUUGGUUAAUUGUAUCUGGGGUUUUGUGCGCCUUCCGCCCGAAGAAGAAGCUACGGUAGAUCCUGAACACUUGGAAUUCUUGGGAAUCAAGUCUGAGAAUAAGGUCGAAAGACGAGAUUUAUCCCCCUUGACCGAAGAUUUGACAGUGUUCCGGAGGAAUAUCCCUGCACCCGCUGAACUUAGGCCUGUUCUGGGACGAAAAAUCUCUGUGAGUCUGCCGAAAAGCGCGUUUGGUAAGAGAACCAUUUCGUAUCUAUCAUAUGAAAUUGGAGCUGAGGGAAUCAGAGCCAAAUCUAAAAUUGCAAAAGGUGUCAAGAAUCUGCCGGCCCGAACUACUUUCAAGAGUGUACAAUCAUUUCUGGGAAGUCUCAACUACUGCAACAAGUUCACAUAA
Molecule: messenger RNA, 396 nt
Organism: Phytophthora megakarya
Lineage: Eukaryota; Oomycota; Peronosporomycetes; Peronosporales; Peronosporaceae
Source: the annotation of a GenBank genome assembly